AUGACCAUAGAGAGCUUCUCCGUUGAGUACGACACCAACAACAAAGACAAUGUGUUUUCCAGAGGUGACACUAUCUCUGGGAGGGUGGUCCUGGAGCUGUCCAAAGAAUCCAAACUAGACCAUAUCACUGUGAAAGCCAAGGGGAAAGCAUCUGUACUGUGGAAUGAAUACUAUUCACCUGCACAUAACAUAGUGUACACGUCAAAGGAAAAGUACUUCUCCAUUGCACAAGAUGUACUUGACGAUUCAACACGUGGUUCUAAGGUAAUCGCUGUGGGGAGACACACAUUCCCUUUUACUUUUCAAAUACCAAAUAUGGAGCUGCCAUCUUCUUUCAAGGGAAAACAUGGCAAAAUCACUUAUUUUCUGGAAGCAAGAGCGAUCAGAUUUAUGAGAGUGGAUCAGAAAGCUACAGAAGAAUUCUUUAUUGUUUCCAAUGAAGACAAGUCCACUCCUGAGACAAUGAAACCUCAAUACAUGCGCAGUGAUAAGAAGCACUCAUCUGGGAACGUGAUUUUGAAUGUGCACACUAAACGGAUGGGAUAUCAGCAAGGAGACAAUAUUGAAAUCCAAACCGAGAUUGUCAACAACACAAACGGCAUGGUCACACCCACGUACUACCUGUACGAGAAGCAAAGUUUUCACACAAAAUUAAAGAGGAAGGUCUACACUAAUGACAUCAUAAAGGAGUCUGGACAACCAGUGGGGCCCAAAACAGAGCUGAUAAAUAACAAAAUCUUGCACAUCCCAAACCUGCUCCCUCCAACUCUCCUCAGCAGCUCCAUAGUCAAACUGGAGUACAGACUCAAGGUGGUCCUGGACGCAUCUCUGAUAGGAAAUGCAGAGGUUAAGUUUCCAAUUGUUGUGCUGAGAGAGUUCAACAAGCUACAAGAGCAGAACCAGAGUGUUGUGUGAAUUAGGUUGGGUAGUCACUCCAAAGCAUGUUUUCUUGUUUUGUAACAUGUUCAGAUGAUUUAAAAACUCUAAACAAACAUCAAGUGGUUGUAAAAUAGAAGCUCAUAAAACCAGCCACUAUCAAUAUACAAUGCCUGGACUGGUCAAUGAUUGUUUAAUAUUUCUAUGUAAACCAGAGGAAAAAUAUGUCAGUUGUUGGUG
Boleophthalmus pectinirostris (great blue-spotted mudskipper) is the source of this 1116-nucleotide messenger RNA. RefSeq names its product arrestin domain-containing protein 3-like. Bases 1 to 915 code for a protein of 304 amino acids. NCBI's taxonomy places the organism in Eukaryota, Metazoa, Chordata, Actinopteri, Gobiiformes, Gobiidae. Gene Ontology annotation, cellular component: cytoplasm; plasma membrane. Gene Ontology annotation, biological process: protein transport. The record is from RefSeq and is a predicted model, not a curated record. The transcript is spliced from 6 exons.